Molecule: messenger RNA, 4238 nt
Organism: Diceros bicornis minor
Lineage: Eukaryota; Metazoa; Chordata; Mammalia; Perissodactyla; Rhinocerotidae
Gene: RBM27
Product: RNA binding motif protein 27
Exons: 21
Coding region: 145-3336 (1063 amino acids)
Biological process (GO): mRNA processing
Cellular component (GO): nucleus
Molecular function (GO): metal ion binding; RNA binding
Source: RefSeq, a predicted model, not a curated record
CCGGCUGGGGGAGUAGGUUGAAGUCGCCUAAGAUGCCCGGUGGGCUGGGACACGCUGAGCUGUGAAGAGGGCGUGAGGAGGGGCGAGGGAAGACCCGCAGCAGGCCUAAACAAGAGCGGCGGCCGAGCCCGCCUUCCCUGCACCAUGCUUAUAGAGGAUGUGGAUGCCCUCAAGUCCUGGCUGGCCAAGUUACUGGAGCCUAUAUGUGACGCUGACCCUUCAGCCUUGGCCAACUAUGUUGUAGCACUGGUCAAGAAGGACAAACCUGAGAAAGAAUUGAAAGCCUUUUGUGCCGACCAACUUGAUGUCUUUUUACAAAAAGAAACUUCAGGUUUUGUGGAUAAACUAUUUGAAAGUCUCUAUACUAAGAACUACCUUCCACCUUUGGAACUAGUUAAGUCUGAGCCAAAACCACCAGUGCAAGAAAAAGAAGAAAUUAAAGAAGAGAUAUUUCAGGAGCCAGCAGAGGAAGAACGAGAUGGCAGAAAAAAGAAAUAUCCUAGUCCCCAGAAGUCUCGUUCAGAAUCUAGUGAACGAAGGACACGUGAGAAAAAAAGAGAAGAUGGCAAGUGGAGAGACUACGAUCGGUACUAUGAGCGAAAUGAAUUGUACCGUGAGAAGUAUGACUGGAGAAGAGCCAGGAGUAAGAGCCGGAGUAAGAGCCGAGGCCUGAGUCGAAGUCGGAGCCGAAGUAGGGGGCGCAGCAAAGACCGGGAUCCAAAUAGGAGUGUUGCAGAGCACAGGGAAAGAUCAAAAUUUAAGAGUGAAAGGAACGACUUGGAGAGUUCCUAUGUGCCUGUGUCUGCACCACCUCCAAACUCUUCUGAGCAGUAUUCCUCUGGGGCACAGUCUAUUCCCAGCACUGUUACUGUGAUCGCACCUGCGCACCACUCUGAAAAUACAACAGAGAGUUGGUCUAAUUACUAUAACAAUCAUAGCUCUUCCAAUUCUUUUGGUCGAAACCCACCACCAAAGAGGCGAUGCAGAGAUUACGAUGAAAGAGGAUUUUGUGUACUUGGUGACCUUUGUCAGUUUGAUCAUGGAAAUGAUCCCCUGGUUGUUGAUGAAGUUGCUCUGCCAAGCAUGAUUCCUUUCCCUCCACCACCUCCUGGGCUUCCUCCUCCACCACCUCCUGGAAUGUUAAUGCCUCCAAUGCCAGGCCCAGGCCCAGGCCCUGGCCCGGGCCCGGGCCCAGGCCCAGGGCCAGGCCCAGGUCCAGGUCCUGGCCACAGUAUGAGACUUCCUGUUCCCCAAGGACAUGGCCAGCCCCCGCCUUCUGUUGUGCUUCCCAUACCAAGACCACCUAUAACACAGUCAAGCUUGAUAAACAACCGUGACCAGCCUGGGACAAGUGCAGUGCCCAAUCUUGCACCAGUGGGAGCAAGACUACCUCCUCCUUUAUCCCAGAACCUCCUUUAUACAGUAUCAGAACGACAGCCCAUGUACUCUCGUGAACAUGGUGCUGCUGCAUCUGAGCGACUUCAGUUGGGGACACCGCCUCCUCUGUUGGCAGCUCGUUUGGUGCCACCUCGAAACCUCAUGGGAUCCUCCAUUGGGUACCAUACCUCAGUCUCCAGCCCCACCCCUCUGGUCCCAGAUACAUAUGAGCCAGAUGGUUAUAAUCCAGAAGCUCCUAGUAUUACCAGUUCUGGUAGAUCUCAGUACAGACAGUUCUUUUCAAGAACACAGACACAGCGCCCAAACCUGAUUGGCCUAACAUCUGGAGAUAUGGAUGCGAAUCCAAGAGCUGCUAACAUUGUCAUCCAGACUGAACCACCAGUUCCUGUUUCAAUUAAUAGCAACAUAACCAGAGUAGUUCUUGAACCAGAUAGCCGAAAAAGAGCUAUGAGUGGUUUGGAAGGGCCACUCACAAAGAAACCUUGGCUGGGAAAGCAAGGGAAUAACAAUCAGAGUAAACCAGGAUUCUUGAGAAAGAAUCAGUAUACAAACACCAAAUUAGAAGUCAAGAAAAUCCCUCAGGAAUUGAACAACAUCACCAAGCUCAAUGAACACUUCAGCAAAUUUGGAACUAUUGUUAACAUCCAGGUUGCUUUUAAGGGAGAUCCAGAAGCAGCCCUCAUCCAAUACCUUACCAAUGAGGAGGCCAGGAAAGCCAUUUCCAGCACUGAAGCAGUUCUAAACAACCGAUUCAUUCGAGUCCUGUGGCAUAGGGAAAACAAUGAGCAACCAGCACUACAGUCCCCAACACAGCUGCUCCUGCAACAACAGCAAACACUUAGUCACCUGUCCCAGCAGCACCAUCACCUGCCACAGCACCUUCAUCAGCAGCAGGUGCUGGUGGCCCAGUCUCCUCCCUCAGCGGUACAUGGAGGUAUCCAGAAGAUGAUGAGCAAACCACAGACAUCAGGUGCAUAUGUUCUUAACAAAGUUCCUGUUAAACAUCGUCUUGGACAUGCAGGUGGGAACCAGAGUGAUGCAGCACACUUGUUGAAUCAGUCCGGUGGUGCUGGAGACGAUUGCCAGAUAUUUUCAGCUCCAGGCCAUCCAAAAAUGAUUUACAGCUCCUCAAACUUAAAGACACCUUCAAAACUUUGUUCAGGGUCUAAAUCUCAUGAUGUUCAAGAAGUUCUUAAAAAGAAGCAGGAAGCAAUGAAGUUACAGCAAGAUAUGAGGAAAAAGAGGCAAGAAGUGUUAGAAAAACAAAUAGAAUGCCAAAAGAUGCUAAUAUCCAAGCUAGAAAAAAACAAAAACAUGAAGCCAGAAGAGAGAGCAAAUAUAAUGAAGACUUUGAAAGAGCUUGGAGAAAAGAUCUCACAAUUGAAAGAUGAAUUAAAAACAUCUUCUGCAGUCUCCACACCAUCUAAAGUAAAGACAAAAACAGAGGCCCAGAAAGAACUGUUAGAUACUGAACUGGACCUUCACAAGAGGCUUUCCUCAGGAGAAGACACAACAGAGUUACGGAAAAAACUCAAUCAGUUACAGGUUGAGGCUGCACGAUUAGGUAUUUUACCUGUGGGUCGAGGAAAGACCAUGUCCUCUCAAGGUCGAGGAAGAGGCCGAGGCCGUGGAGGAAGAGGAAGGGGCUCACUGAAUCACAUGGUGGUGGACCACCGCCCCAAAGCACUAACAGUUGGGGGAUUCAUUGAGGAGGAAAAAGAUGAAUUACUUCAGCAUUUCUCAGCUGCAAACCAAGGGUCAAAAUUCAAAGACCGUCGGCUACAAAUAUCAUGGCACAAGGCCAAGGUGCCUUCUGUAUCCACCGAGACUGAGGAAGAAGAAGUCAAGGAGGAGGAAACAGAAACCUCAGAUUUGUUUUUGCAUGAUGACGACGACGAAGAUGAAGAUGAAUAUGAGUCUCGUUCGUGGCGAAGAUGAAAUCUGAUGCGAGCUGUAUAAUUUUUAGGAAUAUUGUUUAGAAGAACAACUUUUUAAAAUUAUUUAAGGAAGUCAAUGAGCCAAAAAAAUUUUUUUUUAUUUUUCUUUUCAACACAGUAGGUUUAAGGACAGCAAGUUUACUAUUUAAACACAUCUCGUAACUGUUCAUGAUAUUAAAACACCAAAGGCCUAGUGACUUUUACACAGUUGUGAAGAUCCACAGGAAUGACAUGGAUAAUCUCUAGAGCCUUAUCUUCCACACCACCUGUUUUUGUUGCUAUUGGUGUUGGAUUAUGUAAAUGACAGGGUGUUCAAAAAUUUUAUUUUGGAUUAUAAUCUGCUGAUAAAAUUUCAUUAAAUGUCAAAAUCGCCUGAAUCUCUUAACUCUCAACUAUUAUGGAUGGGUCGUCAGAUAGUAGGAGAUAUUUGUAAUUAAAAUACCCUUUUGCUUUCAAGAGUUGUCUUGGAAGGAAAGUAAAUUUAUUUUAAUUUUUUUACUGUGGAGAAGCCCAAUUUGUAUUCAAUCUAAAUUUUGGGAGGGAUUUUUAUGUGCAGUAGUAAGUACUAUUUUAGUGUAAAUCAUAACAAACUCGGUGUCCUUAAAUGCUGUAAGGCAAUAGUAGCUAGCUCCAUGAUAUUUCCAUUCUGUCAUCAUAUUAACUCUCCUGGACUGCUGCUACUGAUCCUUAGUUUGCUUUGAAAUUAGUGAGCAUUGGUUUAGUUGGUCCUUUUUUUUUUGUUUUAACAUUCUCGGCAUAUAAAAGGCUUUCACCUAUUGCCCUUUUCUCAUCCCCAUUUUCUUUCUCCUGCCUUUUUAUUAAUAGGCUUGACUUACCCAUUAUUGAGAUAAGUGAUUCUUUUGGGCCGCCAAAAGUCAGUCCCCAAUAAAAAAUUUAAACCAG